CGAAACCACUGACAGAAACAUGAAGGCGUGUUUACUGAUUUAUUCCAGCACUAAAACAUCGUUUCCCGGCGUCCAUUUAUGAGCUUCAAUGACUUAACAAUCACCUAAAGACGACACAAUGGAUUGACACCCGUUUUUUUAAUGUCUGUACCGACCCAGAGACCGCGGACAUAAACUUUGCAAUGCCUCGAACAGCUGCACAGUGUUAGCUAACGUUACUAGCUCCACUAAGUAUCUGCACCGACCGGCGGUAAAGCUGUGAACAGCGGUACUCAUGGAGGACGGUGGAGGAGCCCGCUGCCAGGUUCCCACUGUCUGCUCCAACGUUGAUGUUCCCGCCACACCAAACACGGAGCUGAAGAAACUGCUGGAUUUUAAAGUGUACAAGAGGAGAUGGUUUCUACUGCUGGUGCUGUGUCUGUUGAACUGCUCCAACGCCAUGAUAUGGCUGACCUUUGCACCAGUAGCAGACAACUCUGCCAAGUUUCUGAAGGUAUCUCUGGCGGAAGUCAACUGGUUGUCACUGGUCUUCAUGGUGGUGGCCGUACCGUUCAGCUUUGUGACCACGUGGAUGGUGGACACCAUCGGCCUACGGAUCUCGCUGAUUCUGGGAUCCUGGCUGAACAUGUUCGGAGCCCUGGUGCGCUUCGGUGGGUCGAUGCUCAGCCAGGAAUCUGCAGUGUACCCUGUAGUGAUGCUGGGCCAGACCCUUGGUGCCCUGGCUCAGCCACUCAUCUUCUUCACCCCCACCAAGCUGGCAGCUCUCUGGUUUCCUGACCACCAGCGCGCCACAGCUAACAUGAUCGCCUCGAUGUCCAAUCCUCUGGGACUCCUCCUCGAUAACCUGAUCUCUCCCCUGGUGGCUAAAACACCUGCACAAAUCCCAGUCCUGCUGCUUGUCUAUGCGGCCCCGACAUGCAUCAUCUGUUUCCUAGCAACAGUGGGAAUACGGAGCAGUUCCCCCCCCACGCCGCCAUCGGCGAGUGCUGAGACCUCCGAGCCGUUCUUACAGGGGCUCAAACUGUUACUGAAGAACAAAGCCUACCUCGUCCUAAUGAUGUGCUUCGGUUUGGGCAUUGCUGUUCUCACAUGCUUCUCCUCACUGCUGCAGCAGAUCCUGUGUGUGCAAGGAUACAACAAUAGCUUCGCUGGCCUCUGCGGCGCUCUCUUCAUCGUGUUCGGCAUCAUUGGCGCAGCGGCUCUGGGUCUCUACGUCGAUAAGACCAAGAAGUUCAUGGAAGCCGUGAAGAUCAACAUGACCUUCGCCACUCUGGCAUGCAUCGCCUUCUCAUUGGUGGCUCUGAUACGGGAGCAGAAAGUCGCCGUGGUCAUCAUCUGCUCUCUUUUUGGCUUUUUCGGGUUCUCCAUUUACCCCGUGGCCCUGGAGCUAGCUGUGGAGUGCUCGUAUCCCGUUGGAGAAGCUACAGUAGCCGGACUCAUCUUCAUAAUGGGACAGGUCCAGUCCGUUCUCCUCAUGAUAGUCUUUCAGGCUUUAACCAAACGGAUCGCAGACUCUCCUCUGUCCACCUGCGGGAGUGCAGUCCUGAGCUGGAAGGUGCCCCUGAUGCUGAUGGCGGGACUAACCACUUUGUUCACGUGCUGCUUCAUAAUCUUCUUCCACACGCGAUACAAACGACUGGAGGCCGAGCAACAGGCGACUUACGGGACCAAACAAAGCAACGGCACGACGACCACUGAGCAAGCUCCGAGUGUGGAGGAGUGAGCUGAGGGAAUUAUGGGUACAAGCACACAAGCACAGUUUGCUUUGGUGACCUCAAAUGUUAGUUUGUUUUAAUCAAGACCAUAUAUUCCUGUAACGCGUUGAAAUAAUGAAUAAUUUUACACAAAAACUAGUUUGUUGGUAGAAAUCUGGUUAUUUAGUAAAUAGUUUUCUUGCCACUCGUACAAAUAGUCCCAGUUGGCUGGGCAGUAGUCCUCUGAACAUUCAUAUACUGAUCAUGUGUAUUGAAAUGAUGGUUAGAUUCUCUCUGCUCUUGAGACAGUUCAUUUUUCCCUUCGCUUACCUUGGAUUGCAGUAAUGGGAGAGAAAAUGAAGAGAGCCCAGACACAGAAGCUGUUUCAUCAUGUGACAACAUUCCUUCAAGACACCAAAUCCACUUGUGUUCCAGGGUUUUGUAGCAGUCCCCAGGGUUUCUCUCAACAGUCACCAAAGCAAAAUCAUCAACUGUUGUACGACUCCAAACACAGCAGGCCUCUGAGCUUGUUUAUCUUCUGCCACCGUGCAGAACUGUGGAUCCUUUCCUCUCAGGGACCAAGAACAAACGUAAUGUUUACUGUCGAUGCUUCAGACUCUGCUGGUGCUGUCUGAAAUAACUCUGUGUAUUCUGCCCUACAAAGGCAGUAGAGGUGAAGAAAGGCUGGCUGGGUAAACUAUGGAACAGUCGGACAGGAUGUAAUGCCUUCAUCUAACGCUUUUAGACCGAUUACUCUGGAACAAACAUUAACAUAGACCACAGGGAAGAACCAAACACUGUCAAAAGCAAAGGUCUGCUAAGGUAGGCUAGUUACCUUUAAGCAGGUCUAAAUGUUGAUGUUCAGCAAAACUGACAGAUAUUAAAUACAGGUAAGAGGGAAACAGGUAAAUUUAGCUCUAUCAGCUAGCUGUGUCGACCUACUUACUAACUAACUAACUUGACUCUCUUGCUUUGACUGGAUUUAAUAUGUUCUCUUUGAAAUGAUCUGUGGCCUAAAACUAGGUGUUGAGUAUUUUGAUUCCAUUUGUACUUUCUGCUUUUUGGAUUUGUAGGGCAGUUUUGUCACACUUCAUUGGAUUCCCACUCUUUUUGAGAAAUCAUUUUUUUAGAUUUCUUGACAAUUCAGGGCAGCACUUGCUAACAGGGGCUCAUAUAAUUUAGCAGUACGUCUGGUAUUGACACAUUUAACUCCAGUUUUAUUCCUUCUUUUUCUAUCAAUGAAUGAGAAACUGCAUUCAUUUUCAGAUUUUUCUGCUGCGUUCUCUCCAGGGAAUUGACUACAUUUUUACGAUUUCUCUCCCACCAUAACAUUACUUUGGCCACAGCCCAUAAGUAACAAUUCAAAUUAGGUUGAUUUUAUUUUUCCUAUGAGCCUAUUCAAAGAAGAAGUAGAAAGUCCUUGUUGCACAGUUAAUAUUGCUGUGCAGGUUUUUUUUUUUCACUGGGAUUUUGUGAGAAGAAUUUUAACUUGAUGCCAAAAAACCUGCUUUGAAGUGUCGUAUCGCAGGUUACCCUACCAACAGUCGAGCUUUAAACUAAAUAUGUUGACGAUCUGAGUUAAAAAAAUAAAAUGGAUUUAUUGAUUUUUUUUUUACAGGACGUGGGAAUUGUGCUCCUCCUCUUGUACUAAAACCACUGUAAAAGAGACUGUUUACUAACCUACUCUGAAUAAACUACCUUAUAUGUAGUUCUCUGCAAGUCUCUGAAAAACUACAUUGUAGAUUUCAGACUGACUACCUAGAAUUGAAACUAAACUGUUUCUUGUUUGUCAACAACUGUCAGUAAUAACUGUUGUUGAUAUGGUAAAAAAAAAUACCCCUAAUAACAGCAUAUAAUGAUGUAAUUCAUUUGUACAAUAAGGGGAACACUGACACAUUGUACACCAUGUUUAACAGCGUACUGGAGGGGUUUUGCAUAUUAAAGCCAGCAGAUCAGUUCAUUUGUUUUCACAAUAUUCUAAUCAAAUUUGACUUCUUCCACUAGUCAGGACCAAUAAUAGUUCUGUUUUUCAAGAGGUAAAAGGAGGUAGUUAAACAUUUAGAAAGCUGCAGCACUUGAAUGAUAAACUGACGAUGGAGGACGUGUCUGACCUCACCUGCAGUGCUUUUAGAUCCGAUCAUCUGAGACACAUCUGGAACAGGAGGUGUCCAUUUUAAGUUCUUCCUCAGUUGAGUGUGAUAAUGAUAGUUUUGUAACGUUUUAAUUCCUUAAUGUCAUUAAAAUGUUACCUCAAGUAUUCAUA
This is a messenger RNA of Morone saxatilis (striped sea-bass), 3957 nucleotides long. RefSeq names its product solute carrier family 49 member 3 (gene slc49a3). The record is from RefSeq and is a predicted model, not a curated record. Gene Ontology annotation, molecular function: transmembrane transporter activity. Gene Ontology annotation, biological process: transmembrane transport. The transcript is spliced from 10 exons. Gene Ontology annotation, cellular component: membrane. Lineage: Eukaryota; Metazoa; Chordata; Actinopteri; Moronidae. Bases 275 to 1723 code for a protein of 482 amino acids.